CAGGGAGAAACAGUCUGGUUAGGAGCAGGCAGUCAGUGAGAAACAGUCAGGUUAGGAGCAGGCAGUCAGUGAGAAACAGUCAGGUUAGGAGCAGGCAGUCAGGGAGAAGCAGUCAGGUUAGGAGCAGGCAGUCAUGGAGAAACAGUCUGGAUAAGAGCAGGCAGUCAGGGAGAAACAGUCAGGUUAGGAGCAGGCAGUCAGGGAGAAACAGUCUGGAUAAGAGCAGGCAGUCAUGGAGAAACAGUCAGGUCAGGAGCAGGCAGUCAGUGAGAAACAGUCAGGUUAGGAGCAGGCAGUCAGGGAGAAACAGUCAGGUUAGGAGCAGGCAGUCAUGGAGAAACAGUCUGGAUAAGAGCAGGCAGUCAUGGAGAAACAGUCAGGUCAGGAGCAGGCAGUCAGUGAGAAACAGUCAGGUUAGGAGCAGGCAGUCAGUGAGAAACAGUCAGGUUAGGAGCAGGCAGUCAGUGAGAAACAGUCAGGUUAGGAGCAGGCAGUCAGGGAGAAACAGUCAGGUUAUGAGCAGGCAGUCAGGGAGAAACAGUCAGGUUAGGAGCAGGCAGUCAGGUAGAAACAGUCAGGUUAUGAGCAGGCAGUCAGGGAGAAACAGUCAGGUUAGGAGCAGGCAGUCAGGGAGAAACAGUCAGGUUAGGAGCAGGCAGUCAGGUAGAAACAGUCAGGUUAUGAGCAGGCAGUCAGUGAGAAACAGUCAGGUUAGGAGCAGGCAGUCAGGUUGAAACAGUCAGGUUAUGAGCAGGCAGUCAGUGAGAAACAGUCAGGUUAGGAGCAGGCAGUCAUGGAGAAACAGUCUGGAUAAGAGCAGGCAGUCAGGGAGAAACAGUCAGGUUAGUAGCAGGCAGUCAGUGAGAAACAGUCAGGUUAGGAGCAGGCAGUCAGUGAGAAACAGUCAGGUUAGGAGCAGGCAGUCAGUGAGAAACAGUCAGGUUAGGAGCAGGCAGUCAGUGAGAAACAGUCAGGUUAGGAGCAGGCAGUCAGUGAGAAACAGUCAGGUUAGGAGCAGGCAGUUAGUGAGAAACAGUCAGGUUAUGAGCAGGCAGUCAGUGAGAAACAGUCAGGUGUGCCAAACAGAAUCCACUCCGUUCAGCACCAUGGACAGCAGCUGUUCGGAACGCGACAACUACGUGGCAACAACACAGCACCGCAUCACAGUCUCCCCACAAAGCGAUCCGUGGGCGGUGUUUGACACCCGGUAGCGGCUGGGGAGCGUGGGGGCUGGCUGGCUGUCAUCUGUUUCACCGGCACGUUUCACGGAGAUGAGCAGCCAGGCGCCCUGUUUUGUUUUUUUAAAAACCUCCAGAUUGACUUCCGUUUACGCUGCACCGCUGUUAGGGUCAGCUCACUAGACUGGUCUGGACUAAAACAUUGAGAUUUCAGAAAACAAACCGGGUUUGAAAAACGGGAUAUAUAUAUUUUUUUUAAUUUGUGCUUUUCGGUGCAGGUGUGUGAGUGAGGGCGCAAAAGAGAGAGGAGAGAGAGAACGUGUAAGUGUCGUGUUGUUUGUGUCGGUGUUUCGGCUAAACCGCUUUAUGUGUUUGUGUGUAGCUGGCUAUGGGUCUGUAUGAGUGUGUGUGAGUGAGUGUGUGUGUGUGUGGAGUGUGUUCGCUCUGAACUGGAGGGGAUAUCAGAGAAAAAUGUCAGCGUGUCAACAACAACAACAACAGAGGCAGGCUAACGGUCGGAUGUGUACUUGCCUUUUCUCUCAUACCGGGAGAUAGAAAAGGCGCUCGUUCAUUCAGGAAGGAGGAGGACGUUACCGGAAUACCUAAGAGACGAGUGGAACUGAACCGUCUUCCCGCCUGUCUGACUGACUGUCUGUCUGCCUGACUAACGUGAAUGAAAUCUUUAGAGGAGGAGGAGAGCGUUUCAAUCCACAGCCGUCAAGGAUUCAAUCGACGGAUGAAGAUGGAGUCAUUCCGCCGCUGUGGACGUUAAACGGACGUUAGGUCUGGAGAGGCUGGUUGGAGAAGUUGAGCUGAAAGGAGACUGAACGGGGGAAAGAGGGAGAGGCGGAUCGGGUAGCUGAAAGGAGACUGAACGGGGGAAAGAGGGAGAGGCGGAUCGGGUAGCUGAAAGGAGACUGAACGGGAGAAAGAGGGAGAGGCGGAUCGGGUAGCUGAAAGGAGACUGAACGGGAGAAAGAGGGAGAGGCGGAUCGGGUAGCUGACAGGGACGCAGACCAGCCCUGGAUUUCAACAGGAGAUUCCAAGAAAAAGAAGAGGAAGAAGAGAAAUAUGUGGCGUCACCGCUGCCGCCAGUCUAGUCUGUGGUGGAGUCUUGAGCCAGUGGUCGUUAAAACGACCCGGCUUGAUCAGUGAAGCCCCUAGCCUCCUCUCUCUCUCUCUCUCUCUCUCUCUCUCUCUCUCUCUCUCUCUCUCUCUCUCUCUCUCUCUCUCUCUCUCUCUCUCUCUCUCUCUCUCUCUCUCGCUCUCUCUCUGCUCUCUACCUCGCUCUUCCUUUCCCUUCUCUUUAAAAGUAAAUGACAUCGGUUGUUUCUCAGUAAGUAAGCGGUCUCGUGACGUGAGAUACUCAAAACCGUCAAUGAAGAUGUUGAUGUGUGACCGGGGCGUCCAGAUGCUGGUGACCACCGUGGGGGCUUUCGCCGCCUUCAGCCUCAUGACGAUAGCGGUCGGGACCGAUUACUGGCUGUACUCACGAGGGACGUGCAAAAGCAAAAGCACCAAUGACAACGACACAAGCCGGAAGAACGAAGAGGUGAUGACUCACUCUGGUCUGUGGCGAACCUGCUGUCUGGAAGGAACGUUCCGAGGUGUGUGUAAGAAGAUCGAUCACUUCCCAGAGGCCACAGAUUAUGAGGCAGACGCUGCAGAGUACCUUCUACGAGCGGUGCGUGCCUCCAGUAUAUUCCCCAUAAUGAGUGUAGGUCUGCUGUUCCUGGGAGGGCUGUGUGUGGCCGCCAGCGAGUUCUACAGGAGCCGACACAACGUCAUCCUCAGCGCAGGCAUCUUCUUCGUUGCCUCAGGUCUCAGUAACAUCAUCGGCAUCAUCGUCUACAUCUCGGCUAACUCUGGUGACCCGGGUCAGAGCGACAGCAAGAAGAGUUACUCGUACGGCUGGUCCUUCUACUUCGGGGCGUUGUCCUUCAUCAUGGCGGAGAUGGUGGGCGUUCUGGCCGUCCACAUGUUUAUAGAGAAACACCGGAAGCAGAGGGCCAAGUCUCGCACCGAACUCAUCAAGAAAUCAGCGUUCAGCCGUAUCCCGUCUUACCGUUACCGAUUCCGCCGUCGUUCCAGCAUCCGUUCCUCCGAGGCGCCCAGCCGGGAUGCUUCUCCCAUCGGGAAGGGGGGAUACAGCGGCCCGGGAACAGCCUCCGACCUCCCCAUGUAUACGCUCACCCCCCGCGAAGCCGGAUCUAAGGCCGUCAUGGGGGGAGUGCUCAAUUCAGAGAGGGAGUUUCUACAGGGCGGUACUCUGGCCAAUACCAAGGACUACGGCAAAGACGCGGCCAACAGGAGAACCACGCCCGUCUGAGGGAGGCGGGGCCUAGGAGAUGAUUGGAUGGGAGAUGGAUGAUGAUAAUGAUGAUGAGAGACAGUGAGGGAGGAAGAGGUAUUAUGAACUUUGACCUCUCUGCAACCUCCAGGGAUAAUUGGCAAAGGGGGUUGAAAUUAGACGUUGGUUCCUAACCACAGAUCUAGGAUAAGGUUCCCCUUUUAAAACCGCUUAACCUCAUCCCCUAGUGGAGGGGAGGGCACUACCCCUUAACCUCACCCCCUAGUGGAGGGCACUACCCCUUAAACUCAUCCCCUAGUGGAGGGGGGGAACUACCCCUUAACCUCAUCCCCUAGUGGAGGGAGGGGAACUACCCCUUAACCUCAUCCUCUAGUGGAGGGGCGGGCACUACCCCUUAACCUCAUCCCCUAGUGGAGGGGGGAACUACCCCUUAACCUCAUCCCCUAGUGGAGGGGGGGGGGGCACUACCCCUUAACCUCAUCCCCUAGUGCAGGGUUGGGAACUACCCCUUAACCUCAUCCCUAGUGGAGGGGUGGGCACUACCCCUUAACCUCAUCCCCUAGUGGAUGGGGGGGGGGGGCACUACUGGUGAGUUGCUGCCCACCCCCUGUACUAGAGGACUGUGAGUUGCACCCCCUGUACUAGAGGACUGUGAGUUGCACCCCCUGUACUAGAGGACUGUGAGUUGUUGCCCACCCCUGUCCUAGAGGACUGUGAGUUGUUGCCCCCUGUACUAGAGGACUGUGAGUUGCUGCCCCUGUACUAGAGGACUGUGAGUUGUUGCCCACCCCCUGUACUAGAGGAC
Molecule: messenger RNA, 4294 nt
Organism: Oncorhynchus mykiss (rainbow trout)
Lineage: Eukaryota; Metazoa; Chordata; Actinopteri; Salmoniformes; Salmonidae
Source: RefSeq, a predicted model, not a curated record